Messenger RNA from Hemibagrus wyckioides, 3616 nucleotides. RefSeq names its product acyl-CoA synthetase short chain family member 2 like (gene acss2l). NCBI's taxonomy places the organism in Eukaryota, Metazoa, Chordata, Actinopteri, Siluriformes, Bagridae. Gene Ontology annotation, molecular function: AMP binding; acetyl-CoA synthetase activity. The record is from RefSeq and is a predicted model, not a curated record. Bases 137 to 2161 code for a protein of 674 amino acids. The transcript has 18 exons.
ACACUGACAGCCACAAUAAACUGCUUCAUAGUUCAAGUGCAGGGCAGUACCCAGCUGUCAAUGCUUUUGAGUGUUAAAGGAACAAGACGUCGCUAUAGUUAUCAACUGCUUCCUCUUUUAGAUCUAUCAGACAAACAUGGUUGUUCCUGGGCUUCAAGAAAAGGACAAGAACCUAUACUUACCUCCAGAGGAUCUGCAAAUGGUUGCCCAUGUGCCUGAUUUUAACUCAUAUCUUGCAAUGUACAAACGGUCCGCCGAAGAACCUGAAGAGUUCUGGAGGGAGGUUGCUGAGGAGUUUUACUGGAAGAAACCUCCCACAGGCCGGAUGCUGCAGUAUAACUUUGAUAUGACCAAGGACCAGGUUUACAUCAAGUUCAUGGAGGGAGCAAAGACCAAUAUUUGCUACAACGUGCUAGACCUCAACGUGCUAGACCGGAACCUGGGUGAUAAAGUUGCUUUCUACUGGGAGGGGAACUCACCUGACCAUUACCUUACCAUCACAUACAGCCAGCUUCUAAAGCAGGUGUGCAGAUGUGCCAAUGCUCUCAAACAGCUGGGUGUAAAGAAAGGAGACAGAGUGGCCAUUUACUUGCCUAUGAUCCCCGAGCUUGUGUUCACCAUGCUGGCCUGUGCUCGAAUAGGGGCAGUGCAUUCGAUUGUGUUUGCCGGAUUUUCUUCUGAGUCUCUGGCUGAAAGGAUCGUGGACGCACAGUGUGGCAUCCUGGUUACGGCAGACGGUGUUUACAGGGGAGAUAAACUGAUCAACCUAAAGCAGAUUUCAGACCAUGCCUUGGAGCAAUGCCGAGAAAAAAGCUCCUUUACAGUCCAGAAAUGUAUUGUAGUGAAGCAUCAUGCCUUCAGGAUAAGCAACACCUGCAAUAAGCUACAGACACCGUGGAAUGCAGAGUGUGAUGUGUGGUGGGACGACAUUGUGAACAGUGCGUCAGAGGAGUGUGAGCCUGAGUGGAUGGAUGCUGAAGACCCCCUCUUCAUCCUCUACACCAGCGGGUCCACGGGCAAACCCAAGGGCAUACUGCACACGACUGCCGGCUAUCUGCUCUACACAUCACUUACGUUCAAAUACGUCUUUGAUUAUCACCAUGACGAUGUGUACUGGUGCACAGCAGACAUUGGCUGGAUCACAGGCCACUCUUACAUCACAUAUGGUCCAUUAGCCAACGGAGCGACCAGUGUGCUGUUUGAAGGUAUUCCAAUCUACCCUCACGUGGGUAGGAUUUGGGAGAUCAUAGAGAAGCACAAAGUGUCUAAGUUUUACACAGCGCCCACCGCCAUCAGGCUGCUUAUGAAGUUCGGGAGUGAGCCACUGCAAAAAUAUGAUCUGUCAAGUUUGCGUGUACUGGGGACUGUGGGAGAGCCCAUAAACCCUGAAGCCUGGCUCUGGUACCACGAUGUCGUGGGUCAGGGUAGAUGCCCCGUAGUCGACACCUUCUGGCAGACGGAGACGGGAGGUCAUGUUCUGACUCCAUUGCCUGCAGCAACACCACUUAAGCCAGGAUCUGCUACGUUACCGUUUUUCGGUGUGCAGCCCACAAUCCUGAACGAGCACGGAGAGGAGCUGGAGGGAGAGGCAGAGGGCUACCUGGUUUUCCGGAAACCCUGGCCAGGCAUCAUGAGGGGCAUCUAUCAAAAUCAAGAACGAUUCCAAAACACUUACUUCAAAAAGUUCCCAGGGUUUUAUGUGACAGGAGAUGGAUGCAGAAGGGACAAAGAUGGCUACUACUGGAUCACCGGCAGAAUAGAUGACAUGCUGAAUGUCUCAGGGCACCUGCUCAGCACUGCCGAGGUGGAAGCGGCGUUAUCAGAACACCCGUCUGUGGCUGAAGCAGCCGUGGUCAGCUGUCCUCACACCGUCAAGGGCGAGUGUCUCUACUGCUUCGUCACGCUUAAGGACAGCAAGGAAUUCAACCACACACUCAUGGAGGAGCUCAAGAGGAAAGUGAGAGAGAAGAUUGGCCCGAUAGCCACUCCAGAUUUCAUCCAGAAUGCCCCGGGCCUCCCCAAAACUCGCUCAGGGAAGAUCAUGCGGCGUGUCCUGAGGCAGAUCGCCCGCAAUGAGAAAGACCUGGGUGACCUUUCCACUCUGGCUGACCCCAAAGUUGUGGAAGUGCUCUUCAGUCAGAGGUGUGAAGCAGCAGCGUGAAAGCUUUAAGCCAUUUCUCAUGCCUUUCCAACUCAUCCAGGAACAGCCUUCAUUCAAAAAAAAAUAAUAAUAAAAAAGCUUUCACACUGUCAGCUGAUCCUAAUUUAGAAAGCAGAGGGACAUUUCCUUUUACCUUAUCUGUGAAGGAUUUUUAGGUUAUUCUUCUAGCCACGAUCGAAAAAUGAGCAUGCAAGCAGACAUGAGGAUGAUUUUGAUUGAAUCACAGUUUCAGAGGUUCUGAACUAAACUGGUGGAGUGUUCCUUCAUCUCUGUAAGAAGGUUCCCAAACAGAGAGGUCAUGUAGAUGUCCGUGCCUUUCCAGAUUCUGACACCACAACCCUGGCUAUAAAAGAACGACAUAAAUAACCUAUAUUUCGUUGUCAUGCCCACAUUUUGUGCCACUGUAAUGUAAUCACGGUCCACGAUCCAACCAAUAGAGAGACUAACUCUAAUAGUGUACAUACUUUUCCACAGAAAUCGAUAUGCAUUUUGGUCAUUUUGAAAUCCAGGAAACUGGGUGGCCUUUUUUUUGUCUUGCGAUGACUUUAUAUAACUUAUUGUGCUUGCACCCUUGAUAAAACUGCACAAGGUCUGACCGGUGCUGUUCUCAGAAUAGAAGAGCUAGUAUCUGUCGGAUAAAUGAGCCAAAUAUUGCAUUUCGACAGCGAUACAGACUGUGAAGCUAGUUUAUGGUGAUAUCAAAGAACAAGACUUAAAUUCAGCUGCAAUUUACAAUAUUUUUUGGUUUAUUUCCAACCAGAAGCCUAAACAAACAACCAAUCGAGCCAUUUCAGUAUUCCAAUAUGGCUGUAUUGCAAAUUGCACUUUCAUGAAGGUAUCUUUGAUACACAAAUAUGAUUACAGAGCCACUUCUUCCCUUCCAAAUCUAUCUAUGAGGCAUAUCCAGUUUACAAUAUAAGAGCUAAUAAAUAUAAAAGAAGUUAAAUGAACAUUUUUCAUUUGUAAAUAAAAGAUAUUGUUGAAGACACGCGAUUCUGAUUAACAUAAUGAAAUGUAAACUGAUUAAAUGCCCUUAUGAAUGCUGAUGUGCACAAGGGGGUGAAAAAAAAUUGCUGCACGGAUUACAUUACUUAUAUUACUACACAAGUUUGAUCCAAAAUAUUGUCUCCCUGUUCAUUCUUGAAUCAGGUACAAGGUCCUAUUAUUCAUAUUUAAGUCACUUAAUGAACUGACUCUUGUGUUAUGGAUUAGCUUUUAUCAACAUACCUCUCCACACGAUCUUCCAUCUUCCUUACUGUUCCUGAAUCCUGAUUAAAGGAUUGCUCUGUUUACUCCCAAGGCUCUGAAACUAUAGACCCUGCAACAUAAAGCAUGUAUCUUCUGAUGUGGCAUUAUAAUGAAUACAUUUUAAUUGUCUUGUAACUUGCUGAUUUAAUACAGAUCGGAUUAAUGUUGGUUGUUUUUAAAGUCCUGUAUAAAUAAAUGUACUUGCAU